Molecule: messenger RNA, 952 nt
Organism: Cavia porcellus (domestic guinea pig)
Lineage: Eukaryota; Metazoa; Chordata; Mammalia; Rodentia; Caviidae
Gene: Snf8
Product: SNF8 subunit of ESCRT-II
Exons: 8
Coding region: 99-875 (258 amino acids)
Biological process (GO): protein transport to vacuole involved in ubiquitin-dependent protein catabolic process via the multivesicular body sorting pathway
Cellular component (GO): ESCRT II complex
Source: RefSeq, a predicted model, not a curated record
UGACGUAUAACCAGGAUUUCCGGGUUGGGAACCGCGGCGGAACCAGGGCUGGAAGAGUCGGGGUCCCGUUGCGGGGCGGCCCGCGGGCCAGGACGGGGAUGCACCGUCGCGGGGUGGGAGCUGGCGCCAUCGCCAAGAAGAAGCUUGCGGAGGCCAAGUAUAAGGAGCGGGGGACCGUCCUGGCCGAGGACCAGCUGAACCAGAUGUCGAAGCAGCUGGACAUGUUCAAGACCAACCUGGAGGAGUUCGCCAGCAAGCACAAGCAGGAGAUCCGGAAGAACCCCGAGUUCCGUGUGCAGUUCCAGGACAUGUGCGCCACCAUCGGGGUGGACCCCCUGGCCUCUGGGAAAGGCUUCUGGUCAGAGAUGCUGGGCGUGGGCGACUUCUACUAUGAGCUGGGCGUGCAGAUCAUCGAAGUGUGCCUGGCACUGCGGCACCGCAACGGAGGGCUGAUAAUGCUGGAGGAGCUGCACCAGCAGGUGUUAAAGGGCCGGGGCAAGUUUGCACAGGAUGUCAGCCAAGACGACCUCAUCAGGGCCAUCAAGAAGCUCAAGGCACUGGGCACAGGCUUCGGCAUCAUCCCGGUGGGCGGCACCUACCUCAUCCAGUCCGUGCCUGCCGAGCUCAACAUGGACCACACUGUGGUGCUGCAGCUGGCGGAGAAAAACGGGUACGUGACAGUCAGUGAGAUCCAGGCCAGCCUCCGGUGGGAGAAGGAACGCGCACGCCAGGUGCUGGAGCACCUGCUCAAGGAGGGGCUGGCCUGGCUGGACCUGCAGGCUGCCGGCGAGGCACACUACUGGCUGCCCGCGCUCUUCACGGACCUCUACUCGCAGGAGAUCACGGCCGAGGAGGCCCGCGAGGCGCUGCCCUGACCCUGGCCUCCCUCCCGUGGGGUGAGGCCCGGACACACUUGUUUAUAGAAAAUAAAGUUGCAAGUUUUUCUUUCUCG